This is a messenger RNA of Paecilomyces variotii, 1445 nucleotides long. Its product is annotated as glycine-rich protein. Bases 466 to 1275 code for a protein of 269 amino acids. The record is from RefSeq and is a predicted model, not a curated record. The transcript has 2 exons. NCBI's taxonomy places the organism in Eukaryota, Fungi, Ascomycota, Eurotiomycetes, Eurotiales, Thermoascaceae.
UGGUAAGUAAGCCGCAUCACACCGCCACAGUUGAUGUGGCGGUGAAAUGUGAGCAAGGCAGAUUCUGGCUGCAGCUCAGGAGAUCUGCUCUACUAACUAGCCAUGGCACGACCUAUCGUCGCCAUGGAUCUCUCUGAAAGCAUCCAAUUCCUCAUGGGAUCGGUCACAACCUUAUUGAGGGUUUGAAGAUCUCUCCUUGCUCAGUCUUCCACCAUCGACGGAAGGUUACAUAUAUAUAUUGCGACGACCACCAUCAUACCCCCGCGCGUUGAUCUCAUCCUCAAUACUUCAGGUCGCCACGGCCGCUAGGCUCUACUGAUUCGAGUAGGAUCGCUGACUUGCAAGAGGCCCUGGCUGUUUUACGUCUUCAGUCCAAACACCCUGAAUGCUUUCAUUGUUCGAUCCUCACCUACGACUGGCUUCCACCUAGUAACCUUGCGACAUCCGCAAAAGACAUCCGUCAUCAUGAAAAUCACACUAUUCAGCACCCUGCUACUGUUGCUCCCCUCCUACGUCACACCUCUUUCGCUUCCGCGGUUAGAUCUCGCCUUGCGCGAUGUGCAUCUAGCAUCGACGCCGCCCGCUGAGCUCUAUGAGGCCCCGGACCUUGAAAAGCGCAAAGGCGGCGGAGGAGGAAAAGGAGGAGGAUCAAGCGGUGGUUCUAGUGGAGGAUCUGGCGGUAAAACUGGCGGUAGCAGCAGCAGCAGCAGCCCGAAAGGGUCCUCGGGGUCGUCACGGUCCAGCAACGUUGGAGGCACCUCAGCUCGUGGCUCAGGAGCCGCACGUAGCUACGGCGGUGGCGCCUACUAUGCUGGCGGAGCCAGGACCCCAUACACUGCAGGAAGACGCUCCCCGUCCGGUCUGUCACCUGUUUUGCUUCCUGUCGCAGCUGUAGCCUUUUUCCCUGCGCUCUGGUUAUCCGGCGUCUACGGCUAUCCCUACGUCCAUCCCUAUCUCUACUUCAAUCCUCAUACGCACCGGAAUGAGUCGAUGCCGGUUGAAUGCCUCUGCCAGCAAUACUCCGAGUGCGGAUGCGAUGACAACAACAACAGCACGUUUCUUCACUCGGUCCUGAAUGGGACCGUGCCUCAGAAUAACAGUGUUGUCCGGCUGGCGACAGUCAACGACACGGAGAAGAUCUUUAUCAAUGGCACAUUGCCCAAUGGAACGACUGCGGCUUCCGGUUCCUCAGCCGCUUCAACGGCUCGCAUCGAGGAAUUGAGUGGGUACUGGGUGAUGGUUGCUGCUGUCACAGGCAUGAUUUAUAUGCUCUGAUGGCUGCAAAUAUGGAAGCUCAGGGUCGCCUGAUCCUGCAGGUUCAGAUUAACGGCUGUUUCUGGGCCUCCCGACAUGUUGCUUUCACUGUAUAUAUUUGGAUACUCGGGAGCUUGCUCUCUUGCUUUUUUUUGGUGGAUGCCUCUCACGACUGGCGCUUUGGAGGUCAU